This is a messenger RNA of Carya illinoinensis, 2314 nucleotides long. Its product is annotated as zinc finger BED domain-containing protein RICESLEEPER 2-like. The transcript is spliced from 4 exons. Bases 95 to 2017 code for a protein of 640 amino acids. Gene Ontology annotation, molecular function: DNA binding. NCBI's taxonomy places the organism in Eukaryota, Viridiplantae, Streptophyta, Magnoliopsida, Fagales, Juglandaceae. The record is from RefSeq and is a predicted model, not a curated record.
UCCAGUUUUUGUUUUGAUUUUCAGUUUUCGUUCUCUGAGUCAUCGACGCCCCCCCUCCAGGCCGCCGCUCCAGCCAGCUCCACGGUGCCGUCGCAUGCUGGCCGAGCUUCCUGCUGCUGCCUCCCGAGUCCCCUGCUGCCUCCCGAGUCCCCUGCUGGCUGCUGCCUCCCGAGUCCCCUGCUGGCUGCUGCCUCCCGAGUCCCCUGCUGCUGCUAACCCCUGUCUCGGCGUCGCCCAUCAGCUAAUAGCUAAGUUAGCUAACCCCUGUCUCGGCGUCGCCCAUCAGCCCCUGUCUCGGCCAGACCAACGCCUCAUCGAACCCACUAUGAGUGAGGUAGAAGAACAAAAUGAAGAUUUUGUUGAUUUAGACCCGUUGGACUCAGAAAGUUUUCAAAAUGAGGAGGCUAAAGGAAAACGAAGGAGACGGUCAAACGUGUGGAGUUUUUUCGAAAUGGUUCCUGAUUCUGAGAAAAAGGAUGGCAAGCCACGAGCUAGGUGCAAGUUGUGUGGAGUCACUUAUAUGGCUGCGAGCAAAUAUGGAACCGGAAAUAUGAAGCGUCACAUUGACACAUGCCCCAGGAGAAGUUCACGAGAUAUUGGUCAGUGUUUGUUAUCACAAAAUAGUGGAUCCGGAUCUGUCUCAAUAAGUAAUCUUAAAUUUGAUACUAAUGAAUAUAGACAAUUGUUGAUAGCAGCUAUUGUGAAGCAUGAACUGCCUUUUCGAUUUGUUGAAUAUUCGGGGGUGAGAUCUUUAUUACAAUAUUUGCGACCAGAUGUGCCAAUUAUUUCUAGGAAUACUGCCAAGGCUGAUUUGGUUAAGAUAUAUCAUCGAGAAAAAAAAAGAAUUAGAUGUUUCUUAAAUGAUUCUCCUGGUAGAAUUAGUUUGACAUCUGACUUGUGGACUUCUAUAACCACUGAUGGUUAUAUGUGCAUUACAGCACAUUUUUUGGAUAAGAAAUGGGUUUUACAGAAAAGGGUUUUGAACUUUUCUUUUAUGCCACCACCACAUAAUGGCAUCUCUUUGUCUGAAAAAAUUUAUAACUUGCUAUGUGAGUGGGGAAUUCAACACAAGAUUUUUGUAUUAACUUUGGACAAUGCAUCUUCUAAUGAUGUUUCAGUAGAAUUGUUAAGAACUCAGUUGAACAUUAAGAAAGCUCUUGUUUGUGAUGGUGAGUUCUUUCAUCUUCGUUGUUGUGCACAUAUUCUUAAUUUGGUAGUACAAGAUGGGUUGAAAGAGAUUGAUCAUGCUAUUCAAAAAGUUCGUGAAAGUAUCAAGUAUGUUAAAGGAUCACAAACAAGGAAAGUAAAAUUUUUGGAUUCAACAAAUCAAAUGUUUUUGGAUAGCAAGAAAGGGUUGAGACAGGAUGUCCCCACUAGAUGGAAUUCUACUUAUCUUAUGCUUGAGAGUGCUAUUUUCUAUCGUCGUGCCUUUAGCCAUUUGGAGUUGACUGAUUCCAAUUUUAAGCAUUGUCCAUCAAAUUCUGAGUGGGAAAAAGUGGAGAAGAUUAAAGGUUUAUUGAGUGUUUUUUAUGAAGCCACUUGUGACUUUUCUGGGACGAAAUACCCUACAGCCAAUCUCUACUUUCCAGCUGUGUUUUUGAUUUAUUUUAGAUUAAAGCGGCACUCUGAGGGUGAAGAUGACUAUUUGAAGAGAAUGUCUUGCCAAAUGCUUACUAAGUUUGAGAAAUAUUGGUCUGAGUUUAAUGUGUUGUUGGCUAUAGCAGUUAUAUUGGAUCCUCGAUACAAGCUUCAUUUUGUUGAUUUUUCUUAUACAAAGCUUUAUGGAGAUUGUUCUAUUGAGUUUAUGAAUGUUCGAACUAAGAUGACAUCUCUUUUCAUGGAAUAUGCUUCUUCUAGUGUUCCCACAUCAUGUUCUACCAUGACUUCUGAAAGCAAUGUUAGUGGAGCGGAAAGUGAGUCUUCAGUUAAUAAACAAGUAUUUCAGUUUCUACAGUUGCUUCUGAAUCUACUUUUAGUGUUGGUGGACGUAUCAUUGAUCAGUUUAGGAGUGCACUAAAAUCAGAUAUUGUUGAAGCAUUAGUCUGCACAAGAGAUUGGUUAUAUGGCGAUGACGCCGAUGAGCAAGAAUCACAAGAAGUUAAAUUGGACGAGUUAACUGAAGAUGUAAUGGAGUUGGAGAUCAACAAGGGCAAAGAGGAUGCUUCAAAUUAUUGAUUUGUUUAGAUCCGUGUUUUCAUCAUGUUUGAGAAAUGAAACAUUUAAUAUGUUUAUAAUGUGUGUUUUGUUUAUUAUAUUUGGGAUGUAAUUUUAAUAUUAUUACAAUGUGUGUGGAAUGUGGAUCAUAUUUGUGUAU